CUAUAAAAAGGUUCUUAAGCUCAGCUUCUUAACCAGCAAGCACUUGUGGUCUCCUGAAUUUCUUUAUUUCUUUAUUUAAAUAUUAAUUUAUAAACAAUGAACCACUCAGCUCUUGUCAUCACUUUUCUAACCUGUGCUCUCUUGGCAAUGACGGAAGGAGUUCCACACAUGCAGCCCAGAUGCCUGUGUACAAAAACAAUGAAACGGGAAAUCUCUGAUAAUAGAAUUGUGAAAAUUGAGAUCCAUCAACCUGGUCCUCACUGCAUAAAUACAGAAGUAAUUGCUACGGUGAAAUUCCAGAACGAAAUGACAUUGUGCCUCAAUCCUGAAGACGAGUGGGUUCAAAAAGCCCUCAAAAAAAGAAACCUGACACUUUAAAAUGCUAGUACAAUGAAGACGAUUAAAGAAGAAGAACAGAAAAAAGAGCUGAAAUGUCUCAACAUCUUAAAAUGUAAAAUCUUAAAUGUCACAUUUUUAUUUUUCUUCACUAAUUGUAUGAGUAAAUAAUUCUAGCAGUGUUUUUAUUUUUUUAUAAAAAAAAUGUAUGCAUCUAAUAAAACCAAAAACUUUGUUAAUAUAAUUAAUAUCAUUUUUCAAGCGUUUGUUGUUCAUAUAUUUAUAGUCAUGUUAAGGUUGCUCCAUCACUGAACCAGAUGUAUCUAAAUAGCUGGUUCAGACACUAAUAUAAACAAUGAAAGAACAUCUCUGUAAGAUAUGCAGCCGCUAUUGUACCUUUAAUGUGAUCUGACAUUGUCAAUUAAAUUACAUAAACCCUAAAAA
Messenger RNA from Tachysurus vachellii, 780 nucleotides. Its product is annotated as interleukin-8-like. The transcript has 4 exons. Bases 97 to 378 code for a protein of 93 amino acids. Gene Ontology annotation, molecular function: CXCR chemokine receptor binding; chemokine activity. Gene Ontology annotation, cellular component: extracellular region. NCBI's taxonomy places the organism in Eukaryota, Metazoa, Chordata, Actinopteri, Siluriformes, Bagridae. The record is from RefSeq and is a predicted model, not a curated record. Gene Ontology annotation, biological process: chemokine-mediated signaling pathway; antimicrobial humoral immune response mediated by antimicrobial peptide; inflammatory response.